This is a messenger RNA of Pteropus alecto (black flying fox), 644 nucleotides long. RefSeq names its product autism susceptibility gene 2 protein. The transcript has 4 exons. The annotation marks the transcript as partial. The record is from RefSeq and is a predicted model, not a curated record. NCBI's taxonomy places the organism in Eukaryota, Metazoa, Chordata, Mammalia, Chiroptera, Pteropodidae.
CUCGCCUCGUCGUCGGGCUCCGACAAGGAAGACAAUGGGAAGCCCCCGUCCUCCGCCCCGUCCCGGCCCAGACCCCCGCGGAGGAAGCGGAGAGAGUCCACCUCAGCCGAAGAGGACAUCAUUGAUGGAUUUGCCAUGACCAGCUUUGUCACUUUUGAAGCGCUGGAGAAAGAUGUAGCACUUAAGCCUCAGGAACGUGUGGAGAAACGCCAGACUCCUCUGACCAAGAAGAAACGAGAAGCACUUACCAACGGCUUGUCUUUUCACUCCAAGAAGAGCCGACUCAGCCACCCACACCACUACAGCUCAGAUCGAGAAAAUGACCGCAAUCUCUGCCAGCACCUCGGAAAAAGAAAGAAAAUGCCAAAGGGACUCAGACAGCUCAAGCCUGGACAGAACAGCUGCAGGGACAGUGACAGUGAAAGUGCCAGUGGAGAAUCCAAGGGCUUCCACAGGAGCAGCUCUCGGGAAAGGCUCAGUGAUAGUUCAGCUCCUUCCAGCUUGGGAACAGGCUACUUCGUAAGUUUAUCUCAACUUCCACAUGUGUGCCUUGCCUUGGCAUUGAUUUACUUCCAUAAUGUAUGCUCAUUAGGAUAUGAAAAAAAAAUCUAAGAAAUAACCUCUCAGCCCUAAAGAGCAGGCCG